This is a messenger RNA of Chlorella variabilis, 2226 nucleotides long. RefSeq lists its product as hypothetical. Gene Ontology annotation, cellular component: cullin-RING ubiquitin ligase complex. Gene Ontology annotation, biological process: protein ubiquitination; ubiquitin-dependent protein catabolic process. Lineage: Eukaryota; Viridiplantae; Chlorophyta; Trebouxiophyceae; Chlorellales; Chlorellaceae. Gene Ontology annotation, molecular function: ubiquitin protein ligase binding. The transcript is spliced from 24 exons. Bases 1 to 2226 code for a protein of 741 amino acids. The record is from RefSeq and is a predicted model, not a curated record.
AUGGCGUUACAAGGCCACGCCGACCGGCGGCCAAUCGAGCUGGAGGCUGGCUGGCAAUACAUGGAGGAUGGCAUCACCAAGCUGAAGCACAUCCUGGAGGGAGACAAGCCGGAGGCCUUCACCGCGGAGCAUUACAUGAUGCUGUACACCACCAUCUACAACAUGUGCACCCAGAAGCCGCCCCACGACCACUCGGAGCAGCUGUACGCUAGGUACACGGAGGCCUUCCAGGUGUACAUCCAGGAGAAGGUGCUGCCCAGCCUGCGGGACCACCACGACGAGCACCUGCUCAAGCAGCUGAAGCAGCGGUGGGACAACCACAAGAUCAUGGUGCGCUGGCUGUCCCGCUUCUUCAACUACCUCGACCGCUACUACAUCCAGCGCCACAACCUGCACCCGCUCAACGAUGUGGGGCUGCUGGUGUUCAGGGACCAUGUGUAUGCCGAGAUCAAGCGCGCCUCCCGGGACGCCAUGCUGAAGCUCGUGGAGGCGGAGCGGGAGGGGGAGCAGAUCGACCGCAGCCUGCUGAAGAACGUGCUGGCCAUCUUCCAAGAGGUGGGCAUGGGGCUGAUGGAGUGCUACGAGCGGGACUUUGAGGAGGCGAUGCUCAAGGACACUGCGGAGUACUACCGCAGGCGGGCGGCGGUGUGGAUCCAGGAGGACUCUUCUCCAGACUACCUGGUCAAGGCGGAGGAGUGCCUGCGGGAUGAGGAGGAGCGGGUCAACUCAUACUUCCACGUCUCCACCAAGCCCAAACUGCUCAAGGAGGCCGAGAACGAGCUGCUCAAGGUGCACCAGAUGCAGCUGCUAGAGAAGGAGCACAGCGGUUGCGCGGCGCUGCUUCGAGACGACAAGAAGGCGGACCUGGGGCGCAUGUACCGCAUGUUCAACCGGCUGCCCAAGGGGCUGGAGCCCAUGGCAGAGAUCUUCAGGAAGCAUGUGGAGGAGGAGGGCAUGAAGCUGGUGCGCGAGGCGACCGAGGCGGCUGAGAGCAAGAAGGAAAAGGAGCGGGAGGCGGGUGACAGCCCCGAGAACGCCUUCAUCCGCGGCGUGAUCGCGCUGCAUGACAAGUACAUGGAGUAUGUGCAGGACUCGUUCGGCAACUCCUCCCUGUUCCACAAGGCUCUCAAGGAGGCUUUUGAGUCGUUCUGCAACAAGCAGGUGUCUGGCGCCAGCGUGGCGGAGCUCAUGGCCUCCUUCUGCGACAACCUGCUGAAGAAGGUGGGCGGGGAGGGGGCCUGCUGCUCCUGCCGCUGCUGCUGCUGUGUCUGGGGCCGCCGCUGCUGCCGCUGCUGCCGCUGCUGCCGCGCCGCGCCGCUCGCCUGCUCCCUCUCCCUGGCGCAGGCGGCACCGGCUCGGGGCCCCUCGCGCACCACCCCGCCCCUGCACCCGCAGCACGCCUUCCCUUUCUUUCGUAUUCGAUCGAAUCAAUCAUGUCUUUCGAUUCCCAUCUUGCAGAUGGAGGGCAUGGUGAACGACCUGCAGCUGGCCAAGGAGCGGGAGAAGGCGUUUGAGGAGUGGCGGGAGCGCAAGGGCUUUGCGGGCGGCAUGGAGAUGAAUGUGACGGUGCUGACCACCGGCUUCUGGCCCACGUACAAGGGGGUGGAGCAGUACACUUCGUACUUCGAUGAGACCACCUCCAAGACGCGCCGCCUGUCCUGGCAGUUCACCAACGGCACCGUGCAUGUGAAGGCCACCUACGACAAGAACUACGAGCUGAUCCUGAUGCCGCUUCAGGCCGCCGUGCUGCUGCCCUUCAACGACAGCGACUCACUGUCAUACGGCGAGCUCAAGGAGGCCACCAAGCUUCCCGACGAGGACCUCACCCGCUGCCUGGCCUCCCUCACCCUGUCCAAGUACAAGCUGCUCGCCAAGGAGGCUGCCUCCAAGGGCAUUGGCCCCGCCGACUCCUUCCGCAUCAACCCCAAGUUCACCGACCGCAUGCGCCGCAUACGGGUGCCGCUGCCGCCUGUGGACGACCGCAAGAAGGUUCAGGAGGAUGUGGACAAGGACCGCAAGCACGCGAUCGAGGCGGCGAUCGUGCGCAUCAUGAAGUCGCGCAAGGCGCUGAAGCACCAGCAGCUGCUGGUGGAGGUGGUGCAGCAGCUGCAGCGCAUGUUCACGCCCGACGUCAAGGUCAUCAAGCGCGCCAUCGACUCGCUCAUAGAGCGCGACUACCUGGAGCGCGACGCCAACGACCAGCAGCUGUACAAGUACCUGGCAUGA